ACCCGCUGAACUACUUUAAAUUUGUGUGUUUAAUGUACAAGAAUUGAUUGAUAACAGACAUUCUAAAUUAGAUAAUGCAAACAUGAAUAGUCUAUUUAACAAUUGAUAUUUUGUCAUUUACAGAAAACUGUUUAAGUAAAAAGUGUAAUCCGCAUGUAAAAGGCUUAUGUGCCUUUAUCCAAACUAGAACUUUUAAAAGGGGUGCAAACCGGAAUAGCGGUGGACUUAUAAUAUUAGUUAGGAAAUGGUGUUGAACUUAUGAAACAGGUAGAUGAUCGUAUUGUUUGGAUAACAAUCAACGAUACAAAACUUGGUAGUGGUAGAGAAAAUUGAUUCAAUGUGAACAUGACCGCUAAGUUACUGAACGAUUCGAAAGGGUCAAGCAGCAGUGAAGAAUCAUUUUCACACCUAGUGGAACAAAAGGUGUUGUCGCUUCGAAAGAAUAUAAUCUCAGAGAGGGCCGAGAAGAUAGCUGAAGUCGUGUACAGAAGCGUGAAUGUAAUCAUGGACAAAGUCAGCGAACUUGAGCCUCGUUUCACUGUGUCGGAGAUACUAAAAGUUGGAAGUUACUUUGAAGGAACAAAGAUAGACAAAAUAGAUGAAUUCGAUUUCCUUGUUGUAAUCAAAGAGCUGUCCAAACCAGGGGCAAUUCACGUCAAUAAGAUGCCAGACGUUUUUAUUGAAGGAAAUCUUAUUAAAGAGCCAGGUAUGGUACAAAUAAAAUUACAAGACGAGGACCUGAAAGUAAAGUGGAGAAAUUACGUGGUCGAUGACUACUUGACAGGUUUUCAGCAGCCCACAGAUGCUUCUAAAAAGCGUCAAAAAAUAUUUGGUUCAAUUGUCCUAGAAUCCAUCAAGAUACUUGCUAAGACCAAGCAUGAGUGGGAAGACUUAGUUUUUGCACCGGGGACAAAUAUGUUUUACAAUCGGGGUGGCCUUACAUUGCUUUCAAUUAGUGAUUCUGAAAGAGUUAUUCUGAAAGCGGCAGAAGUACACCAUCCCAAUACGGUGCUUGAGCUGGAAUAUGACGGCUCUGUGAUAAGCGUGGAUCUUUCUCCCGCUAUACGAUACGACCGUGUAGAAGAUUGCUUCGAAGCUGGGGACUGUGUUGACGAAAGAUUAGCAGCAGCCGUUCUUGACCGAGGAUCGAUCCUACUUGUUGCCAAACAAGGCAAUGCUUUCCGAAUCACAUUUACAGAGACAGAAGUUAAAUUCAUGCGUGAUAAGAUACACGGGGUUCAUAAAUUGAUAUACAUGUAUCUCAAAUACAUAAAAUGCCUGUAUGCAAAAAAGAGUGCCAUCGACCAACCAUUUUCGUCCUACGUGUUGAAGAUGUUCUGCAUUCAUCAUGAUAUCCGUUGUACAACUCAAAACAAAACUGUAUCCAAAUGUCUGGACGAAGUGCUGGAUUUAAUGACAGAUUGUUGUGAAAAGGUUGAUCUUAAAAAUGUGUUCAAUAAGAGGCUCACAUACCUGACGAUCGAUGAUAUUGAAUCUAAUUACAGGUUAUGUAUGCUGGACGGUUUGAGGACGAUUAAAGAAUUGGCGGUAGAGAACCCUACUGAGGCUUAUUUCAACGAGGUUAUUCAGGAUGUAGUCAAGCAGUCUGCAAACACAUUUGAUAUAUCCCGGGGAAUAUUGUUUAAGGCAGAAGAGAGGCGUUUCAAGGCGGAAGGUCAGCGCUUGCGUAAAGUGAAUGUGCCAGAAACGUCUAAAGAUUGCUUGCCAGGGAGUAUUUUAAGCCAAAGAGAGACUGAUGUGUUGCAGACAGUUACGUGUAAGCCCACGACUGGUCCAUGAGCCAUUCGCGUGGCAACUUGGCAUAUUAGAAAGAUGCCUCAGGGAUUUGAUCCAGUUGACGAUGACCUUCUUCUCCUAUAUGAACAAAAACAACAACGACGACGAUGACAUCAUCAUAAACAACAACAAAACAGAGUUGCUGUCAAUCGUUAGCGAGUUGGACUUGAAAUAUAGGGGCCCUGAUUUCGAACCACGGUUCGGCCAAUAUUCUUUUCGACACUUGAUGAAGUCUAUGAGACAUGAUGUAUUCGUCUCAUACCACUAAAAAUGUAAUAUAACCGAAAUAAUUACGCUGUCUGAGAAUUCCGUACAGAAUAUGGACUUUUCGCAAGGCUUCAUAUCACAAAGCUAAAUAACCGUUUGACAAUAUGAUUUAGAUAUGUAUUGUGCUUCUCUCCCUUUUGCUUAAUAAACAUAUUUUGAAACUACAUAUAUCAUAACGGAAAGAGAACUAACUCAAAAUAAUUAAACGAUGCUCUUGAUGUGCCACAAUCCGAUGAGAUUUUACCAUUUAAUAAAUCUGUGUAUUGU
Molecule: messenger RNA, 2331 nt
Organism: Dreissena polymorpha
Lineage: Eukaryota; Metazoa; Mollusca; Bivalvia; Myida; Dreissenidae
Exons: 5
Coding region: 346-1800 (484 amino acids)
Source: RefSeq, a predicted model, not a curated record